Molecule: messenger RNA, 1683 nt
Organism: Ichthyophthirius multifiliis
Lineage: Eukaryota; Ciliophora; Oligohymenophorea; Hymenostomatida
Product: paz and PIWI domain protein
Exons: 6
Biological process (GO): regulatory ncRNA-mediated gene silencing
Cellular component (GO): P granule
Molecular function (GO): piRNA binding; protein binding
Source: RefSeq, a predicted model, not a curated record
AUGAAUCCUUUAAGUACAUUUAAGGACAAGAAAGAAAACGAAAUAAAAUAUACAGAUUAUUAUGCACAGAAAUAUUCAAUUAAUAAUAUAACUCCUAAUUAACCUAUGAUAUAAUGUGAAGAAAUAAAAGGUAAAAAUAAAGUUCCUUAAUUAUAUUAUCUUAUACCUUCUUUAUGUAAUGUAACAGGAUUGACAAAUUAAUAGAGAGCAGAUUUUAAUUUAAUGAAAAAACUUGCAGAAAUAACAAAACCUAAGGCAGGUUCUAGAAUUUAAUAAGCAACUAUUUUUAUUAAAAGUUUAAAAAAAGAUGCAGCUUAAACAAUGAAUGAUUGGAAUAUUGAUAUAUAGGAAACUCCUUUAAGUAUUAAAUUUAAAUAAUUAGAUCCUGAAGCUAUUCUUAUGAAUAAAGGAUAAAAAUAAAUAAAUAUUUUGAGUGCAAAUUUAGAUAGAGAUACUUAAACUGUAAUGUAUUAAUAAACCCCUCUAAAUGAUUGGGCAUUUUUAUAUUCAGAUAGGGAUAAAUAAGUAUUUGAUAAUUUAUUAAAUAUGUUCCAAGAAUGUUUAAAAUUUUAUUAAUAUCCAGCCAAACCGCCUAUUACAAUUCCUAUUUAAAGUAGAAAUGCAAAUGAUUGGAUUAAUGCCUUAGCUAAAGCUCCUGAUAAUGUGUAGAUGGUUAUAUUACUUUUACCUGGAAAAAAAAAAUAGGGAUAAUAUUAUGACGAUAUUAAAAGAUUUCUAAUUAAUAUUAAGCCUAUUCCUUCUUAAGUAAUAUUAACUUCUACUGCUUCUAAUUAAAAAGGAUUAAGAACUGUUGUUAAUAAACUAUUAAUUUAAAUUUGUGCUAAAACUGGUGGAGUUCCAUGGGCAGUUAGUAAUAUGCCUUUUAAUAAUGUUCCUACUAUGAUUGUUGGUAUUGAUGUAUAUCAUAAUAUACCUGGAAAAAAAGAAUCCAUAUUUGCUUUUGUUUGUACAGUUGAUAAAGACUUUUCAAAAUAUUAUUCGAAUUCACAUAAUUUGCCUUCUGGUUAAGAAAUAACAUAAUAUUUAAACGGUGUAUUUAGUAUUGGUCUUUAAGAAUUUAAGAAAGAUAAUGGUGUAUAUCCUUUUUAGAUUAUUAUUUUUAGGGAUGGUGUUGGAGAAGGAUAAUUUAAAACUAUAAUUGAAACUGAAAUGGCUUAAAUAUAGUAAGCUUGUAAAAAUUUGACUAAAAAUUAAGAUAUCAAAUAUUGUAUGAUAAUAGUAAAUAAAAGAUCUACAGCUAAAUUUUAUGAAGUUAAUGAAUCUGGAAUUUAAUCUGCUUAAAAUACUCCAUAAGGAUCUUUAAUUGAAGAUGUUGUAACAAGAGGAAAAGAUGAUUACUUUAUAGUUAGUUAAAAAGCUGCUUAAGGUACUGCAACGCCAACACAUUAUCAUAUUUUGUAUAACAAUUUUAUUAGUGAUAUUGAUAAAGAUAAUAAUAUUUAGGUUUAUUUAGAUUUUAAAAGAAAUCUUUAAAUUUUAACUUUCAAAAUGACUUUCUUAUAUUAUAAUUUUUCAGGAGCUAUUAAAGAACCUUCACCUAUUAGAUAUGCUCAUGUCCUUUCUAAUUUUGUAGGUGAUAGAUAUAAUCCAAGAUAAGGAUAAAAUACACUGAUAUAAGCUCAUUCUAAAUAUGAAUCUUUGAGAUCUCUUUACUUUAUUUGA